Messenger RNA from Falco peregrinus (peregrine falcon), 1923 nucleotides. It is a transcript of the gene CDK16, whose product is annotated as cyclin dependent kinase 16. Gene Ontology annotation, molecular function: protein kinase activity; ATP binding. NCBI's taxonomy places the organism in Eukaryota, Metazoa, Chordata, Aves, Falconiformes, Falconidae. Gene Ontology annotation, cellular component: nucleus; cytoplasm; synaptic vesicle. The record is from RefSeq and is a predicted model, not a curated record. Gene Ontology annotation, biological process: exocytosis; protein phosphorylation; neuron projection development.
CCCGCCCCUCCGCCGCCAUCUUGCGCCACCACCUCCAGCCGCCUCCAGCCGCCUCCCGCCCGGCCCGGCCCGGCCCGGCCCCCAUCGGAGCCGCCCGCGGGGUCGGGCCCCGGCCCCGCCAUGGCCGAGGAUUUCUGGGAGGCCCCGCGCCGCUGAGCCGGGUUCCACCAUGGACCGGAUGAAGAAGAUCAAGCGGCAGCUGUCGAUGACGCUGCGGGGGGGGGCGCGCCCCCGAAAAGAGCCUAGGGGAGCCCCGCAAUGGCCAUGGCAGCGACAGCGAGGUGGGGGCGGACGAGGGACGGAUGGGCUCGGAUGGGGAGAGCGACCCCCCCCUCGGGGACAUCCUCGGAGGAGGUGGCCUCCCCUGUCCGCCUGCGCCUGCGCCAGCACCCCAGCUCGCCCCGGCUCCUCCGAGGACAUCAACAAGCGCCUCUCGCUGCCAGCUGACACCCGCCUGCCCGAGAGCGGCCUGGACCGGCUGGGGCUGCCCGGGCCCCUCAGUCGCCGCCUGCGCCGUGUCUCCCUGUCGGAGAUCGGCUUUGGGAAGCUGGAGACCUACGUCAAACUGGACAAACUGGGAGAGGGCACCUACGCCACGGUGUACAAGGGCCGCAGCAAGCUGACCGAGAACCUGGUGGCCCUGAAGGAGAUUCGCCUGGAGCACGAGGAGGGCGCCCCGUGCACGGCCAUCCGCGAGGUGUCGCUGCUGCGGGAUCUGAAACACGCCAACGUGGUGACGCUGCACGACAUCGUCCACACGCCCCAGUGCCUCACCCUCGUCUUUGAGUACCUGGACCGGGACCUCAAGCAGUACCUGGAUGACUGUGGCAGCGUCAUCAGCAUGCACAACGUCAAGCUGUUUCUCUUCCAGCUGCUGCGGGGCCUGGCCUUCUGCCACCGGCACAAGGUGCUGCACCGCGAUCUCAAGCCCCAGAACCUCCUGCUCAGCCGACGUGGGGACCUCAAGCUUGCUGACUUUGGCCUGGCUCGGGCUAAAUCCAUCCCGACGAAGACCUACUCUAAUGAGGUGGUGACGCUCUGGUACCGACCCCCCGACAUCCUCCUGGGCUCCACCGAGUACUCUACCCAGAUCGACAUGUGGGGUGUGGGCUGCAUCUUCUCGGAGAUGGUGACGGGGCGGCCGCUCUUCCCCGGCUCCACUGUGGAGGAGCAGCUGCACUUCAUCUUCCGUCUCCUUGGGACCCCAACAGAGGAGACGUGGCCAGGGAUCGGGGCCAAUGCUGAGUUCCGGGCCCACAAGUACCCCCCGUACCCCCCUGAGGGUCUGCUGCACCACGCCCCACGGCUGGACCAUGACGGCGCUGACCUGCUGGGGCAGCUGCUGCAGUUCGAGGGGCGGCGGCGGAUGCCAGCGGCGGAGGCGAUGGCUCAUCCUUUCUUCGCCUGCCUGGGGCCGCGUGUCACCACCCUGCCCGACACCACCUCCAUCUUCGCGCUGAAGGAGAUCCAGCUGCAGAAGGAGCCAGGGCUGCGCUCGGCCUCCCUGCCCCCCCCAGGUUCCUCAUCCUUUCGGGUGCUCGACACCGAAUUCUGACAUCGAGCAGCCCAUGGACUGCUGCUGCGACCCUUUGGGACCCGCUCCCCCCCAAAAUCGGGGGGGGGGGGUCACCCCAAAGCUGGGGGAGGCCCCUCUAAACGGGGGAGUGCCCCCCAAACCCGGGGGGGGGGGGCGCGCCUCAAACCUAAGGGGGGUUUCCCCGUCCAAACUGUAACUAAGUCGUCGUCCCCCUGAAAUGCCCUCCUGAAGAGCCGCUGCUGGAUUUGGGGGGGGUCAUGUGGGACCCCCCAUUGUAGGGGGGCCCCCCCUGUUUUCUGGGGGGAGUUUCCUCGGUUUUGGGGUUCCCCUCUCCCAAUUUACUUCGAGUUUUUUUUUUUCAAGGCAAUAUUAUAAAUAAGAGUCUA